UAUUUCUAUUGUAUGUAAAGAAUCCAAACAGUACAUCUCUCCACAAUAGUGUCAAAUCUUCAUAAAUGUGUUCAAUUAUAAACCUACUGAUGUUGUAAAGAAUUGCUAUUUCUUAUGCAAGUGACCAGCCUACUGCUAAAUACAUGGCUACAACUCACAGUAAAGCCUGUGGGGUCCCCUACAGGAUAGCUCCCACAUUACACACAUAAUCUCCCUUUUUAGUCGAACACUGUGUGCCCGAAGAGGAUUCUACGAUGACGGACAGACAACUGAGCCAAUGGCGGAAGACUACAGACUACACCCCAGCUGAACCAAUCCAAAGAUCCGAUCUCCCAGAAUCAACCUACUUUCUGUGCCGUAUAUUAGGGCUGUACUGAUUCUUAACGGCCUCUUUUCCUGCUGUUCUGUGCGAGCGAACGGGAGAGCCGUAUUUACGUGUACCAGAUAUUCUCACUCUGAAAUAAACUGUCGCUUGUCGUACAAAUUUUACCACCUUGUCUGAAUCGAUCCUUGACCGGCUCGCCCUUCUACAUACCCUAUUAUUAACAAUGUCUUGCCAGUUUUCUUACAUGCAUAUAAUGCCAAAAAAGAUGCAACACUGUUUCUGUGUGGUCAUUACAAAAGGAGCAAUUUGAGUUUGUUUUCCUUAAACUUCUUCAUAUAGUGGUUGGCAGGAUAAUAUUUAUGAAUCAUUUUAAAGGAAACUUCCUUAAUUUUGUUAACAAGUAAGGUAUGUGUGUGGCAACAUCCAAACUUUUUUCAGUCAAUUUGAGUAACGUUAUUGUGUAUUCCGCUCAAUGAUCACAACGUCAUUUAGCAACUUUUAGCAACAAAUCGACCUGCCUCUAGCAACUUCCCCUGAAAAUCAGUUGGCAACACUGCUCUCCUCGCCUCUUUCUCAAAAUCCAUUGGAUGAGAAAACCAGCUGGUCCAGACCUUCUGACCUGCUCCUCCAAUGGGUUUUUAGAGAGAGGACGCGAGGAGUGACAAUUGAGAUUCUCCCAUUUUUUUGUCAGCACGGUCAUCUAGCUAGCUACAGUCAUACAAUAUACGAUGGCAACGUUUUUCGGAGAGGUUUUAUCUGUUUACUCGCGUGCAGUCGAAGAAGACGACGAUGAUCUGGAUGAUGAAAACGAAGAUGAGCGAAUUCACAGAGAGAUAGAAGAAAAGAGGGAGGUCCAUAUUGUGUGGUGCCCUGAAGUCGCACAAUCACUUGAGGACUCUGGCAGCAACAAAUUGCAAUGCUCAGACCUCAUCAUUGCCGUGGGCACUAAUGCUGCAGGAUUUCUGUCUGCAUAUGUGUUGAACACUGAAAGCUGGGAUGCAGUGGGCCAUGUGUCACUAUGGAAUGAGAGGAGUAGGGGCUCCAGUAGACAGAGCAUUGCCCCACUGCCUGGAGAGCCAGCCUGCCUCUUCUACCGACACAGGGACAACCCAGCAGUCCUGGUCUGCCAAAGCACUUGUUACAUUGCGGAGGACCAACUGUUUCAAUGGACAGAAAAGGUGUUUGGCUGCCUCCAGAAGAGAGGGCUCACUGUGAUGGUGCUGUCGGACAGCCCUGUGGCUGAGUACAAAACGCCAGACUACCUCUACGGUAGCGAUGUCCCUUUCCUACGCUCCCUCAAGAGCAGUGCCUCCAAGGGCCAGGCCCUCUGCCCUGCACUAGAGCAGCCAAACAUCCUCACUGGACUGCCAGCUGCAGUACUGAGCCACUGCCAAGUCCAUCAGAUUCCAGCUGUUCUGUACCAAUGCUACACUGAUGUCAUCAGCCCAGACUCUAUCACCAUGGAAACCUACAAACCUGCCCUGUUGUGUCUAAGCAAGUUGGUCAAGUUGGAGCCUUGUCUGAGCGCUGACGUCCUCCGAAAGUUUGCCAUAAUCACUGAGGCUCAGAGUAAUCUGUAUACUUAAAUGUAGAAGAUGUAUUUGUACUGAACAGGCUCUGUAUUUGUCUUUUACCUAAUGAACAGGUUCACUUUAUUUUAACCAAAUCUGUAUUUUGGAUGUAUAUGGCAUUUUAUAGAAGUGUCCAGACACUUUUUUGCAAUUUCACUUGGUUUUGAGAAACUUACCCCACCUGCCAUAGACUUCCUCAUGCGCGUUCUGCAGUUGCAGGCGCACAGAUAUAACAUGAACAAAAGCUCCAAAAACACCCAAAUAAGUCCUUUUAAAAACAGCAUUGCUCUCAGUAUAACGAUGCAACUCUUUAGACGUCAUUCCAAACUUUAAAUUCUAAUUUGUUGACUCAAGUGAUACUUCUCCGUGUAGGCCUUCUCCGGGCAUUUCUCAAGACCUGCAUUGCUAUACUGAGAGCAUUACCGUUUCUAAAAGGAUGUAUUUGGGUGUUUUUGAAGAGUUUGUUCAUGUUUUAUCUGUGACCCUGCAACUGCAGAACAAGCAUGAUGAAGUUUAUCACCAGUGGGGUAAGUUUGUCAAAACCAAGUGAAAUACAAAGUUUGGACACUUCCCAUAACAUUCCGUUUACAAAAAAACUUAACCUUUUCAUUUAAACUGUAAAAUAAUAUGUAAGUAAUGUUUUUUAAUUUGGAAGAAGUGAAGGGCACCUUAAUUGAAAAUAAAAAGGUACAACACUCA
Messenger RNA from Oncorhynchus keta (chum salmon), 2595 nucleotides. It is a transcript of the gene psmg1, whose product is annotated as proteasome (prosome, macropain) assembly chaperone 1. Gene Ontology annotation, cellular component: endoplasmic reticulum. Gene Ontology annotation, biological process: proteasome core complex assembly. The coding region runs from base 1054 to 1911 and encodes 285 amino acids. The transcript is spliced from 7 exons. The record is from RefSeq and is a predicted model, not a curated record. Gene Ontology annotation, molecular function: proteasome binding. NCBI's taxonomy places the organism in Eukaryota, Metazoa, Chordata, Actinopteri, Salmoniformes, Salmonidae.